Molecule: messenger RNA, 3751 nt
Organism: Notolabrus celidotus (New Zealand spotty)
Lineage: Eukaryota; Metazoa; Chordata; Actinopteri; Labriformes; Labridae
Gene: mmp23ba
Product: matrix metallopeptidase 23ba
Exons: 8
Coding region: 449-1606 (385 amino acids)
Biological process (GO): collagen catabolic process; extracellular matrix organization; proteolysis
Cellular component (GO): extracellular matrix
Molecular function (GO): metalloendopeptidase activity; zinc ion binding
Source: RefSeq, a predicted model, not a curated record
CUGCUAAAUUAAGGGAAGACUAAACUAUUCUUUCCCCUGCAGCCUUACGUAACCUCAGAAAAUCAUGUUCAAAAGAAACCAUCUGAUUCUGCUUUAACUGUGCUCUGCUGGUUGCAACAAGUGGUUUGAUGGACGGGGCGCGUUUGGUUUUCAUUAGAUUGUCUCGACACUGACCCCCUGCCCCAUCAAACAGUAAUAUGAAACCAGCCUUCUGGCAGACGCACUGUGCGGAAGAGAGCCGAGCAGAGCUGAUGCAGUCUGCGCUGCUUUCACUACCUGGUGCGCAGGCUGGACUGGCUGCUGCACACCACAAACUACACACUAAACUACCGACCCGGGCGAUGGCAGAGAGGUGGUGUCCGUGGGCAUAGACGGUGAAGCUGUGCUGUCUUCGCUGAAGGAUUAUUCGUGCUUGUUUUCUUCCUCCUGGAGGAGUGAUAUCGCAGCCAUGGUUUGCUGUCAGACUCCCAGAAGUUUACGCAGAGGCGACCUGGGCUGCGCUCCUCUGCUGGCUGCUGCGCUGCUCAGUCUGCUGCUCGCAGGGAUGCAACAAACCACAGCGUUUCCCUCCUGGAGGUUAGAGGAAGAAGCUUACACCACUGCGUUGCUCAUCGGGAUCCGCAAAGAGGCCCGCUCACAAGUUCUUCACCUGUCCAGGAACAAGCGCUACACCCUCACCCCGGAGCAGCUCAAAUGGGACAAGUUCAAGCUAACAUACAAGUUGCUCUCCUACCCUACAAACUUGAUAAAUGCCAGCGACACACGGAGAGGCAUUGCCAAGGCGUUUGGCAUGUGGAGCGACGUCUCGCCGUUCAGCUUCAGAGAGGUGCCAGCUGACCAGGAAGCAGACAUAAAGAUCGGCUUCUACCCCGUCAACCACACGGACUGUCUGCAGUCCUACUUGCACCAUUGUUUUGACGGCAUCACAGGAGAGUUGGCUCACGCAUUCUUCCCGCCAACUGGCGAGAUCCACUUUGACGACCAUGAAUACUGGAUUCUGGGAAACAUGCGCUUUAGCUGGAAGAAAGGGGUUUGGUUGACAGAUCUUGUCCAUGUGGCAACUCAUGAAAUCGGCCACGUCCUGGGACUCAUGCACUCUAUGAACCACAAAGCGAUAAUGCACCUGAAUGCAACUUUAACAGGGCGCAAACUUGUCACACAGGAUGAUGUGUGGGGCAUGCAUCGUCUCUACGGAUGUUUGGACCGGUUAUUUAUCUGUCCAGCUUGGGCUCGGAAAGGCUAUUGCGACAGCAAGCGCAAGCUGAUGCAGAAGCACUGCCCCUCCAGCUGUGAUUUCUGUUACGAUUUCCCUUUCCCCACCAUGGCUCCCACUCCGAUGCCCCCACGGACCAAACACAAGCUGGUGGUCGAGGGCAAGAAGCUCACUUUUCGUUGUGGGAAGAAAAUAGCAUCAAAAAAAGGCAAAGUAUACUGGUACAAGGACGGGGAGCUGCUGGAGUUCUCUCACCCAAACUACAUCUCACUGAAAGACGACCACAUCACUAUAGUGGCCAACGCCAUCAACGAAGGCACAUACACCUGCAUCGUGAAGAAAAAAGACAAAGUCCUCACAAACUACUCGUGGAGAGUACGUGUGCGCUUCUGAAGGCUGCCUCAGCGCUCUCCACACUGAAGAGGACUCAUCCACACACGGUCUCAAGACCACCUCAUUCACUAGGGCACAUACUUGUGGUUUUUUUUAGGACUGUCUUUACUGAUACAAGUGUCUAUCUUUGAUUGCCACUGCGUUUUAAUGUGUAUAAAUAAUAAAUGUUCCAUGACAAGUUGAAUUUCAGUGAAUAUACUACCUGACUGUGAAAGCUAUCAUGGCAGCCGCUGCGGUUUGCAUUUCAUUUGGUGAUGAAAGAUCCGUGCAGCCGUGCUCAUCUGUUCGGGACAAUAGCCUGGACGUGUCCAUAUAGCUCCUGCUGAGAAGACAGUGAUGUUUCCAAGGCCACCCAGACGCUCCAGUGGGGUCCACAGCUAAAUGGGACCAACUUAGAUAUCAUUGUGGUUUCAUUGAAAAGGUAGAGGCCAAGUUGGAGAGAGAUAUCAGUAUCACAGGAACACAAAAAUCUUCCACUUGAGGUCCCUGGGAAAAAAAGUGUCAUCCAAAAAAUAUCAAUCAUCCAAGGUGCAUGAAAAAGUAACAGAAGCUCGUGCUCAGACGAGUGCCAUUUGAAUAAUUUACGCACUGACCAAAGUAAGCUACGAAAGCCAGAGUAAGCAAUGUUGUCUACAGCCUUUGGAACUAUUUGGACUUUAAACCACAUAUGGAACACCUCAGACGUCUAGCUUACUUUACUAGCCUCACAUUGAAGCCAGCAGUCUGCCUCCAGAGACUGAGCCGUCAGUUCCACUCGCUGCUCUCCUUCCAAGCUUAUUCAACACAUCAGGUGUAAUAAUCUGCAGAAGGGCUCCAGUGGGGGCUGGGGGAUAGAUAAAACUGAUUAAUGAACAUUUCCAUUUAGCGCUGGCUCUAGACGCCUCGAGGCAAGGGGACUGUACGGCACCGGUUCCAGUGAAAGCAGCGAACGGUCUUGCAAGGAAAUUUAACUGAACUGUUUAUUUUUCUUGGGAUCAAAAUCAAAGAAUUUAUUGGUUUAAUUCUGAAGUCGUAGAACCAUUUAAAAACAAAGGCAGAGAGACGUCUGGGCCUCUUUUCCCCCGAAAGAACAAAGUACUGAGACAAAGUGUGCAGUGCAAAGAAUGACAUCACUUUUGGACAGCGACGACUAACUGGGGUUCAAGGCUGGAUCUUUUUUUAAAGCUCCACUUCCUGUAACUUUUUUCUCCUCUGGCAGAGUGCGGCUGUGUUUGCAUAGUUUGGACAGAGUUUAUAAAUAUAGAAAAAACAGCAGACAAAACAAAGUUUCAAACUUUAUUUCUAGCAAAAACAGUUUCCUCCUUUCAUGAAGUGACCUGACAGCCCAAAGUAACUUUCUGACAUAAUGCUGGAUGGAGCACACAGCCAAUGCUGCAUCAUUAUACAGUAGCUCCGGCAGCCAGGAAAUACCAACCAUUUAGAAAAAUCUGGUCCUCUCAUGAAGCAUACACGUGAAAAUAAAACAAAACAGAGCUACACUUCCAACAGAUUUAUGGUUCUGAGCGUCUCCUCUUCAAGAGCUGAAAAACCACAUUUCAACAAGGAGCCUGAAAGAAGGAGAAGAAGAAGCCGUAAAGUUGGUUAAGUCUCAACAUGUUUGUUGCGUCCAGUCUUGCUGCGAGACAGUCCUGACUGUUCAGUGAUAGUGUAUCCCAUAAUGAUCUGGUUUAACGCUGUAAACCAGUGAUCUAGUCCAGCUCCAAUAGUAGUCCCAGAACUCUUUGCUCCCUCUCCCUCCUCAGUGAGACAGCCAGGUUUCCUGCAGGAUUUGGACUCAGAACUUAAGGCUGAAUCCUGGACCGACUGCAGACGCUCCCUGGUUGCUGGUUGUCAGGUGGAAGCCUGUGUCCUUCAGGUCAUCAUCGCCCUGCAGAGGUUAUGGAAACAAAUGUAACUGUUAUUGACUGUUUUCACUUUCACUACUUUAUUACUUCCUGCAUAUUUAUUGUAAAGCUGACUGACUCUACACUGGGUCCUUUAAAACCCCUUCACUAGAGAGGGCUCUGAUGAAACAGGAUGAAGUAUGCAUGAGUUUCUUUGUUAACAAUUGAAUUAAAGUUAUUAUUUCCUGCUUAUUUUGUUCCAAGGUUUGUUUUUCAAGCAUCUGCACCUUGAUAAGAAUAAAAGUGAGAUAAACAUCCAGAG